Acanthopagrus latus (yellowfin seabream) is the source of this 1233-nucleotide messenger RNA. It is a transcript of the gene kgd4, whose product is annotated as mitochondrial ribosomal protein S36. The record is from RefSeq and is a predicted model, not a curated record. The transcript has 6 exons. The coding region runs from base 289 to 648 and encodes 119 amino acids. NCBI's taxonomy places the organism in Eukaryota, Metazoa, Chordata, Actinopteri, Spariformes, Sparidae. Gene Ontology annotation, biological process: 2-oxoglutarate metabolic process.
CGUAGUUGCUUUAUGAGUAAUAAAAGCCUUUGGAGCCUUUCUUGAAUCGCUUUGUAUCGGAUUAAGGUCUUUUAAUGGUCUAUCCUCGUAUGUCCUUACUUGACAGGAGGCUAACUUAACGUUGCGUGAAAAGGCGGUAGUAUGGCCUCAGGAUUUGACCUCGGAGGACAACCUUUGUGACAACACAUCUGUCGACCGCUUUCCAUAAACGCCAGAGAGGUAAAGGCACAGCCAGAGUUAAGCAGCUGCAAGGCGCCUUUAUUUACCGGAAGUAAACCUGAGGUCGUCAUGGGGAGCAAAGUCAGCUCCAAAAUGGCUGCCCCCACCGCCCGAGUUAUCCAGAUUGUUUCAGCAAAGGCUGUUCGGCCUCAUACUCCCCUGAUCAAAUUCCCCAAAAGAACAGACAUCCCAAAGCCCAAUGCCCAAGAGGCGUUGAAAACACUAGCUGUUAACUUCUCACCGCACAAUGCUCCGGAGUCUCCUUCAGCGGCAGCGCCGCCUCCAUUACCGAGACCUCAUGUACCUUUGACCCCGAUCCCUGGCACACCAGACACCCUGGCCUCUAUUCAGCUGUUAACUGCCAGGUACCGCAGGAGACCGAUGACAGUGGACGAAAUGGAAUACAUCCAGCGCGGUGGACCAGAGUGACAUGAAGUGACUGAAUCACUGCAACCAAAGUCCUUAUCUGUUGGAGAUCAGUUUGUGUCUUCACCUCUGCUCCUCAACACAAAGAGAACCUAAUGCCACAUGAGACAUGAUGUAGAAUAAACUAUUACAUACAUCCUGUUAAAAUGUACAUACGUUUGUUUGGUUAGUUGUUAAAUCUUUAUUGUAUUUUUAAGUCCACCAUGAGGGACGUUCAUUGUAUUAACGCACAACCAAGCCAUCACCGGAUCUACCAGGUUUUCCCUCAUCGACUGUACCGGCUCUGUAGCUAUUCCUCACAGUUGUUGUUCUUGUCAGACCUUGGUUUUAGAAUACCAGCUCAACUCUGAUAUUUAAUUUUGUCAUAAUUUAUUUGAGCAACACUUACAGUCCCAUCAUACCUAAAUCCAAGCAUGAGGCUCUGGUCUAUAGAAGAAAAUAAAUGCUUUUCAUGCACUGCAAUACGCUGAUCUGUUUUUUUUUUUUUUGGGAGCUAAAUAAGGCAGAGAAGAUGCUGGAUUUCAAGCAAUAGUGUUGAGCUCCUGUGAACUGCUGGACUGAGACGAUUAAAAGAAUAUUGUAUUUUGA